Hydatigera taeniaeformis is the source of this 207-nucleotide messenger RNA. The record is from the annotation of a GenBank genome assembly. NCBI's taxonomy places the organism in Eukaryota, Metazoa, Platyhelminthes, Cestoda, Cyclophyllidea, Taeniidae.
AUGAUCGCUCAAGCGCAAUCAGGCACAGGCAAAACUGCCACUUUCCUCCUAGCAAUGUUAAGUCGCGUUAACAUUGCCUACGAGCGAUGUCAGUGUCUGUGCAUGGCUCCUACUCGCGAACUAGCCGUACAGAUAGCCACCGUUGGACGCGAAAUGUCUCGAUUCAUUCCAAAAAUCUCCUUUGGUCUGGCUGUUAGGGAAGAAAUC